Messenger RNA from Danaus chrysippus (African queen), 1032 nucleotides. The record is from the annotation of a GenBank genome assembly. Lineage: Eukaryota; Metazoa; Arthropoda; Insecta; Lepidoptera; Nymphalidae.
AUGUGUGAUACUACCAAUCCUUCGACGCAAAGUAUAGCGGACUACUUAGCCCAGUUGCUCAAAGACAGGAAGCAACUGGCUGCGUUCCCGAAUGUUUUCAUGCACAUGGAGAGACUUCUGGAUGAAGAAAUAGCAAAAGUGCGAGCGAGUUUAUUCCAAAUAAAUGGAGUCAAGAAAGAACCACUAGUUCUGCCAGAACCCGAUGGCAUGGUCACCACACUCACAGAAAAAGUAUAUGUUCCAGUAAAAGAGCAUCCAGAUUUCAACUUUGUGGGAAGGAUUCUAGGACCCAGAGGUAUGACAGCAAAGCAGUUGGAACAAGAAACUGGAUGCAAAAUCAUGGUUAGAGGCAAGGGCUCAAUGAGAGACAAGAAAAAGGAGGAUGCGAAUAGAGGCAAGCCAAAUUGGGAGCAUCUGGCUGACGACUUACACGUACUUCUUACAGUAGAAGAUACGGAGAACAGAGCAAAAAUCAAGCUGGCUAGAGCCGUAGAAGAAGUUAAACGUUUACUCGUGCCCCAAGCGGACGGCGAGGAUGAACUGAAGAAACGUCAGUUGAUGGAACUGGCCAUUAUUAAUGGCACAUAUCGCGACUCUAGCACGAAAGCUGUCGUGCCCGUCAACGGUCAGUGCCUAAUAACUGAUGAAGAAUGGCGACGUGUGGCUGCUGAGACUCAACGGCUGCUGGCACCUGGCGGCGGAGUUGGUGGCGUCGGGAGCGUGGCUUUGCGCACUCCUGCACCCUUGGGAGCACCGCUGAUUUUAUCACCUCGUAUGUCCCAGGGACCUCAAGGUCUCUUGAACGGUACAGGCGCUGGUGCUGCAGCUGGUCUACUAUCACCGGGAGAGCCAGCUCAUCAGCUGAUUUACGCAUCACCAUACGCUGAGUAUGCUAACUACGCAGCGCUGACCAAUCCUUUGCUGACUGCAGAGUACGCAGCCGCCGACCAUACGGGUCUCGUGCGGAGGGCGGGUCGGCUGACGCAAGUGAGGGAGCACCCUUACCAGCGCACUGCCUUACCGGCGCCUUAA